Linum tenue is the source of this 881-nucleotide messenger RNA. The record is from the annotation of a GenBank genome assembly. NCBI's taxonomy places the organism in Eukaryota, Viridiplantae, Streptophyta, Magnoliopsida, Malpighiales, Linaceae.
CGACCAUCAUAUUUGCCUUCAUUGACUCCCGACCUUAAGGCCCUUGGUUGGUCAUUUCCUUAUUUUUACUUUCUCAUUUAUGUUGAAUUGGCUAGCUAGUGUCAAUUACUUUUGUGGUUUUCACCUUAAUAUGUUAGGCAUUUCGAAGACACCUAUUGAACCAUCUAGUCACAAACAUCUUGAUUCAUGUGGAUCCUUAUACCAUUCACUUCUUCAAAAAUGUCGACUAACUCAGCUGGCUUCACUUCCAUCAUUUGCAGUUACUACCAAAUCAUCGAUUUCUUGGCCUAAACAAUUGGAGGGUGUAGUCGAGUCCAUUUCCCCAGUCGUUAAGAUAAUUUCUAGUGACCGGAAACAUGGCUCGGAGAAUGGCUUCAAGUUGUUUGGCAUUCAACUUGUAAUAGCUUCAAUAGGGGAGGAAAGUUCUCCAUGUUCAGGCUUUUCAGACCCAUAAAGAAGGUAAGGGCCUGCACAAAGGUUCAAGGAAGUUGAGAUGGUGGUAGAGUAGCAGUCUCGUUCUCUCUUUUGUUGGAUCAAGGAUGCAAGUAACGACCACAUCUUGUCCUCUCUUUGUUGGUCAAGACUUUUGUUGGGCAUUUUGAGGGUGUAACUAAAAUGAAGUAAAUGAAUGACCUGUAAUCUUUUGUAAUCUCGUAGCAGGCGCCAUGACAUUACGCAUGAUGACAGGUUCCUACUUUUGGCAUUUGUAUUAAUGCUUGUUAGAAAUUGAAUCAUGAUGAUAAUCACCUAGGUAUUGGGCAAAAAUUUGCACUUGUGUUUGUAACUUGUGGUAAAUCCAAUCUCUGCAGAAGAAUUUUCUUUGAGAGCAAAAGAGACUUGAAGAGAAAAUUUAUACUUGGCAGCAGUUGUUUCAAGUUAAG